AUGGGUGAACAAGGAAAAUUACUCCGGAGUGAACGUGGAGGAUACAUCCUAUCAUAUAAUGGUUACUUGUAUAAUAAGCACGGUGAGAACAAAGAUGGAAGCCGUACUUAUUGGAUUUGCCGCAAAAAACCUGCGUGCAAGAAAAGAGCAAUCACCAGCAGCCCCCAAGAAAAUUCGGACACCGUAGAUAUUUUCAAGUUUGUGGAUCACCCUUCACAUCUUCCCGCUCCCGAGGAGGCCGAGGCUGUUGGCGCCUACAACCAGCUGAAGCGGAAAGCUGCAGAACAUCCAAAUGCUCCCCCUGCUCAGAUACUACGCGAGGGGAUGCCUGAGAUCCCGCAGGGUGCUCUAUUUCAUCUCCCUGAGCGGCGUUCGAUGAAGAGGACCUUCAAUCGACUCCGCAAUGCUGCUGCGAAUUUGCCAGUAAACCCCAAGAGUUUGGAAGACGUCGGCGAAAUACCUGCCGACUACACCAUCACUCGCGGAAGAAAGCAGUUCCUGAUCUUCGACUCCUACUUCGACGAGGACGACGAGGACGACGAAGACGAAGACGUAGAAGAACGGGACAGAAGAAGGCGGCAGAACAGAAUUUUGAUUUUUGCAUCCAAAGAUCACCUUCGGAAACUUGCAGCGUCAAGUGUGUGGCACCUAGAUGGCACUUUCGACACCCCUCCAGAAAUUUUUGCACAAAUUCUGACUAUGCAUGGAGAGUACCAUAAUGAGACACUUCCAUUAGUUUAUGCUCUACUCCCCAACAAGACCCAAGACACCUACCAUCGAGCCAUCGACGCCGUGAUCGACGCAUGUGAGCGGUACCGAUUGCGCCGCCCUGCUCCACGCACUGUCAUCACCGACAUGGAGAAAGGCCUGAUGAACGCAGUCCAAGCCCUCUUCCCCGCCACCGAGCUCCGCCUCUGUCUCUUCCACUUGCGGCAGGCAGCAUUCCGCAAAAUACAAAGUCUCGGCCUGCAACCCGCCUACCAAGAUGACAACAAUGACACGGUGAGGACGUCAUUCCGUGAGGUGGUGGGUCUCGCUUUCGUUCCCACGGAAGAUGUCGAGGAAGCCUUCAAUGAGGCAAAGGCUGCGGCGCCGAGGUCGAUGCGAGACUUCGUCAAGUACUUCGAAGAGACCUACGUACUUGGGAAGCGCGCGCGCAAUCGACGCCAGCGCCGGCCACCCCGCUACUUGCCUGCGCUGUGGAACCAGCACCAAGCUGCCCGAGACAACGAGCCGAGGACCAACAACCAGACUGAGGGUUGGCACAAUCGAUUUCAGUUGGUUGUGGGCAAGAGCCACCCCACACUAUACAAGAUAAUCGACGAGUUCAAGAAAGAAGAGGCCGACACUCGGGUCAUGCUGAACGAGAUUGAUGCCGGCCGCAGCAUCAAACCACCUCAGCGACUGAAGUACAAGCGGAUCAACGAG
This is a messenger RNA of Frankliniella occidentalis (western flower thrips), 1428 nucleotides long. RefSeq lists its product as uncharacterized. The transcript is spliced from 3 exons. The annotation marks the transcript as partial. The record is from RefSeq and is a predicted model, not a curated record. NCBI's taxonomy places the organism in Eukaryota, Metazoa, Arthropoda, Insecta, Thysanoptera, Thripidae.